AUGCUGGGCUUUAUCGCCGCGGGGCUUGCGGCCCUCGCCGCCAUUUCUUACCUCGUCAUUCGACCUAUCUUCCUCUACUUCUACGACUCCAAGGGUCUCCGCAAAUACCCCAAUUAUUCUCCCUUGUCACCAUUUACAGACUUGAGGCACUGCUAUCUCACAGCUCAAGGCUUCCGUUCCAAGGAGCUUCAUCAGAAGCAUCAGACAACAGGGCUGCCAAUCUUGAGAACUGGUCCUAAUGCCCUAUCCUUCGGCGACACCCGGGCCAUCAAAGACAUCUACGGUCACAGCACCAAGUGCGUCAAGGACAACAAUUACGUUGUUCUUAGCGGGAGCCACAGGCAUCUCUUCGAUGUUGUUGACAAGCCGGAGCAUGCGCGAAAGCGCAAGUUGUUGUCGGCUGCUUUCGCCAUCAAGAACCUCGAAAAGUGGGAGUACAAGGUCGCCUACACUGCAGAGCGCCUAUUCAAGGCAUUCGAUGAGAAAUGCACCGAGCCUUUGAAAGGCACCAUCCCUGAGCCUCAGGAUCUCACCAUCGACUUCAACCACUGGAUCAACCUCUGGACCAUUGAAGCCAUCAACUUCAUCACCCUGUCCUCGAAGAUGGAUCUCCUUGAUACCGGAACGGAUGUUGUCACCGCUGAAAGGCGCGAUGGCAGCACAUACAAAGCUCGCUACCGCCACUCUCAGAAUCAGACAGCAAUUGCCCAAGCGGUGUUCGUUUGGGACUACAACCUGUGGCCUUGGAUUGAGUGGAUCACAAAGUCUGUGCCCAGCAAGUAUAAGAAGAUUUGGGAGGACGGCAAGCCCUGGGAUGAUGUGUAUUACCACGCUGCUGCUGAGCGCCUGCGCAAGUACCAAGCCGGUGAAAAGCUGGACGACUUCUUUUCUUGCAUGAUGGAAGACAAGACUGGCUCUCCCAACAACCUUGACUGGGGUGAGCUUGUCGCCGAGGUCGGCGCCAUCAUCAACGCUGGAUCAGACACCACAGCCAUCGCCUUGACGCACAUUCUGGAGCUUUUGAUCCAGUAUCCGGAGUACAUGGACAGACUUCGCAAGGAGGUCGACAGCGUCCUAGAGCCUGAAGAGGUGAUCGCUCCCUACGACAAAGUCAAGGACCUUCCAUUUCUCAAGGCAUGCAUCGACGAGGCUCUCCGCUUCAUCCCGCCUACAUCAGCUCCACUGCCUCGUCGCACGCCUCCAGAGGGGGCUCGCAUUCUGGAUGAGUGGAUUCCUGGCGACACCAGUGUAUCGAUGACUAUCUAUGGAGCGCACCGAGAUCCGAAAAUCUUCCCUGAUCCGGAAACCUUCAAGCCGACGAGGUGGCUGGACUCUGAGGAUCGGAAGCGCAUGGAGCCGUACUUCAUCCCUUUUUCGACGGGGGCGCGUGGGUGCAUCGGCCGGAACAUUUCGUAUUUGGAGCAGAUUAUGAUGCUGGCCUCAUUGGUUCAUCGGUAUGAGUUUGCUUUGCCUUCUCCUGAUUUCAGGUUGGAGAGAUUCGAGGCUUUCAACAUUAUAUGCGGGCCUAUGCCAAUUAAGAUUUGGCGAAGGAAAAUCGAGUGA
This is a messenger RNA of Colletotrichum chrysophilum, 1563 nucleotides long. RefSeq lists its product as uncharacterized. NCBI's taxonomy places the organism in Eukaryota, Fungi, Ascomycota, Sordariomycetes, Glomerellales, Glomerellaceae. The transcript has a single exon. The record is from RefSeq and is a predicted model, not a curated record. The coding region runs from base 1 to 1563 and encodes 520 amino acids. Gene Ontology annotation, molecular function: heme binding; monooxygenase activity; oxidoreductase activity, acting on paired donors, with incorporation or reduction of molecular oxygen.